Molecule: messenger RNA, 2327 nt
Organism: Microbotryum saponariae
Lineage: Eukaryota; Fungi; Basidiomycota; Microbotryomycetes; Microbotryales; Microbotryaceae
Source: the annotation of a GenBank genome assembly
AUGUCCAGUUCAACCAUGACGACGACCGCCGAGCGACAACGGAACCGCGCCGGGCGCCGCGCGAGCCGUGGCGUCUUGAAGCUCACGGUCGCGCUGGUCGCGACCGCGCUCCUGACCGCUCCUCUACCAUACGCCGAGGCCUUCCCUACUUUGCGUGGAGUACCCGCUCGCCGCGGUAGCAUCCUCGCUCGACCUGCCACGAGAUCCGUACCCGGAACACCCUCCAGGUCUCUGGGGCCUCAUUUUCACCAAGAUGAGGAAGACCGCGACAUCCAAUCGAGGAUCGAUACCAUGGCCGCCGCGGCGAUGGCGUCCCACAUCGCGAAAAAGAAAGCGAGGGCGACCGAAUCGGCGGAGAAGAUUCGUAUGAGGGCUUUGGACGAAGUGGUCGAACUUGAUGCGACUUUGUCGGGUAAUUUUAGUAAUGAUACGAUCAUUGAUGGGUCCGAGAUGGAUGCGACGACCAAGAUCUCGAGGACGCCGACGUGCUUGGGGUCUUGGGUGACUGACGUCGAUAUCGUGAGCGGGCGGCACACGUCUUGAAUUUUCUGCAAGUAAUCUGACGGUUUGGCUGAUACUGAAUUUCUGGGCUUUGUAUCAGAACAAGCUCUUCUACUACGGUGGAGCCAACACCACGGUGACGUUGUGCCCGAGAGCGACCAUCAACCUGACCAACACGAUCUUCUUCACUGCGGCUGGACAAGUGCUGACAACAGCAGGUGGGUCCGAUCCGAUUGCUCCAAUAUGAAUUUUUGCUUAGCGUAGAGCACUGACAGCAGAUGGCGUAACAGGCAACCCUACCGACGAUGCUCGAGCAAAAUUGGUCGUCACCGGCGCACACCAAUCGUGCGCCAUCUACGGCGCGUGCGAUCAAUGUUCCAACAUCGUUGUCUCCAAUAUCCAAGUGCUCGGACAGCGCGAUGUUUUGGGAUACCUCUCGAACGGUCUCGCCUUGUUGGAGCUCGGUGGAAUGACCAAUGGCCAGGUGAGCUUGCUCGGCGGAGUCACUAGCUCGGUAUCAUUGGAUUCUAACCCCUCUCCCUUCCUUCAGAUCGUACGAAACGUCAAGGCGUCGGAGCCUCGCGGGUGGUCCGUUGUGCACGCUAUCGAAGGUGCCAAUCUCGUCUGCAGCAACAUGCUCAUCGAGAACAACCAAAUCGGCCCCUCCGGGAACGCCCCCAACACCGGUCUUCAAUUCCGCCGCCGAGCCGUGAACGCGACGAUCGCGCCGGGGCAAUGGGCCGAUGGGAUCUCGCUGGCUUGCAAGGGUUCGACGGUCCGUAACAACGUCGUCACGGAUGCUACGGACGGUGGAAUCGUCAUCUUUGGCGCACCGGGCUCUUUAAUCACGGGUAACACGAUCCAGAGUGUUACUCGACGUGCUUUGGGUGGCAUCAACGCCGUCGAUUACGCACCCUUCGCCGGCAAUUACUCGGGAACGGUCGUUGAGAACAACCACCUGAUCACGAAUGGCCAGAUGAUGAAAGUUGGGGUGGCGAUUGGUGGUAUGGUCAGUUUUAUCCUUUACGCGCCUGUGCCCACGCCGAAGUAACGCAGGAACUGACUCGACCCCUAUCUUUCUCCUACUCAGAUCUGGGGUUCCGAUAAUCGAACGGCUUCGCGUGGCCACUUUGGAACGUUCCGCUACAACACCUUCACCUCCUUAAACGACGGCUACUUUGGGUACUCCAUCGCCGUCGCCGGCCAUGAAAAUGCCACCGUCAUCGGUAACAACGUCCUCCUCGGCCGCUUCGGUGGUGGGCCCUCACCGGCUUGCAUCCCUAAUCCGAUGAUUCCUACGCCGCAAGCACUGGUUAGGGAUUCAUGGACAACUCCGGGCAGCUCGCUACAGGCUGGAUUCAACGAUACGCCUCUGGUGUUUCUCAUUUGUAAGUUUUCAUUUCCUCGUUUCGACAGGCGGGCCCGGAUGCUCACACUUAAAACGUAUCCCCACGUAUCAAACAGGCUCACAACCAGGUGCGAUCCAGCCCUUGUCAGAGAGUGUGGACAACCUCGGUGCCGCUUUCGUUCGAUUGGUCGAGAACCCCGAAACGGAAGCUGCCGAAGUUGACGUGUUGGUUGAGAAGCGAGGUGGACAGAUCUGGCGAGGAACCAAGGGUUUCGCAGGCGUGGCCCAGGAAGGUCCUGCCAAGACUGUGGAAGCGACCAAGACACGACCUACGAGAAGAGCGACUUUGAAGAGGAAACGAGAAGAGGUGGAGAAGAGUCAGGAUGACGUUCCUCAGGCCAAGGUAACGCCGAUCGUACCUAGGAUUGGGUUCGAGAACCCGUUCGGCUUGUUGGAACGUGCCAAGAGGGAUCGAUAG